Messenger RNA from Protopterus annectens (West African lungfish), 708 nucleotides. RefSeq names its product EF-hand calcium binding domain 2 (gene EFCAB2). The transcript has 7 exons. Gene Ontology annotation, molecular function: calcium ion binding. Lineage: Eukaryota; Metazoa; Chordata; Ceratodontiformes; Protopteridae. Bases 92 to 580 code for a protein of 162 amino acids. The record is from RefSeq and is a predicted model, not a curated record.
UCACGCCUGUUCCUGCGCGAAAAUCGCGGUGGGGUAAUGUUCUAAUACAAAGCCGAAAGUUUAUCUGUCGCUAUAGCAACGCAUAAACAGAAUGGCAGAUGAAAAGGAAGCUGCAGAGGCACUUAUAGCAGACCUACAGAAAAAGAUUACAGAAGCAUUUGAAGUAUUUGACCAUGAGAAAAACAGUACUGUAGAUGUCAGAGAAGUUGGUACCAUUGUCAGGUCACUGGGCUGCUGCCCUAGUGAAGGAGAGCUCCAUGAUAUGCUUGCAGAGGUUGAAGAAGAGGAACCUACAGGUUAUAUUCGAUUUGAAAAAUUUCUUCCCAUGAUGACUAAAGUUUUAAUAGAUAGAAAGUACAGACCAAUUCCAGAAGAUGUUCUUCUGCGAGCCUUUGAGGUUUUAGACCAAGACAAGAAAGGGUACCUCACAAAAGAAGAGCUUACAAAAUAUAUGACAGAGGAAGGUGAACCAUUUACUCAAGAGGAAGUGGAAGAGAUGCUGUCUGCUGCUGUAGAUCCAGACAAAAACACCAUCCUUUAUAAAGACUUUGUUCCAAUGAUGGUUCUAGAAGAGCAUUAAGAUGUCAAUGAAAUAUUAAAGGACUCUGUGCCUUGCAGUGGUCAAAUAGUGUAAUAAACCAUUCAAUAGGACUGAUUUUUGUUUUAAUAUGUCAAGUUUAUGAGUGGAAAAUAAAUUAUCUGCAAGUA